Epinephelus fuscoguttatus (brown-marbled grouper) is the source of this 6939-nucleotide messenger RNA. Its product is annotated as protein FAM222B-like. NCBI's taxonomy places the organism in Eukaryota, Metazoa, Chordata, Actinopteri, Perciformes, Serranidae. The transcript is spliced from 3 exons. Bases 188 to 2314 code for a protein of 708 amino acids. The record is from RefSeq and is a predicted model, not a curated record.
UGCGCGAGAAAGGUUGCUGCCGUAGCCAGACAGCAGCAGCACGAAGAUCCAGCACCGGGGAUGGCCUCCUAAUUUUUAAAAGACACUAUCAACAUUAUAUCUCCACAAAAUGAAGUUUCCUUACUCAUAGAUUCGCGAGGAUAUGGUGAGGAGAAGGUGUCCCAUGUUGCAUUAGUGGAAUAGUGACAUGCUGGCCUGUCUGCCGGCAUCAGGUGACCCUACCAUCCGACUUCUCUCCCGCACGCAGAUGAACACUGGACUUCAGAAAUGGGAAACUACACAGAAGAUGAGAUCUGCCAGCUAUCCAACCCCAGCAGAGUUGGAUGCCUAUGCUAAGAAAGUUGCCAACAGCCCUCUGACCAUCCAGAUCUUCCCCAACAGUGUCAAAGUUCCUCAAAGGAAGCACAUUCGCCGCACAGUCAACGGGCUUGACACCUCCUCGUCCAGCCAGCGCCACAGUCCCUACCCCUCUCAGGUCAGCUCCAGUAGGGGUCUGCUGGCUGUCCUCCGCGCGCCUGCCAAAGGCGUCAUCAAAGAGUCAGACGGUAGCCGCGCUCGACAGCUUCAGAAGGCCAUCAUGAACCCUCACAGUGGGCCGUACGCCACUCAAAGCACUUUAAAUCUUCCUCAACCUGCUCCUCACCUACAGGGCCCGUCUCAGCCUGCGGCUCAGGCUGUACAGAAGCAGGGUAUGGUUCACUCACAGGCGCUACAGCAGAGCAUGACUCAUCCAAUGACUUUACAGCAGCCACAAACUAUGCCUCACCCACAGGCUUUACAGCAAAGGAACAUGGCUCAUUCACAAGCUCUGCAGCGGCAGCAGAGUUUGUCCCAGGUUCAGACUUCACAGCAGAGAUUGGCUCAUCCUCAAGGCAUCCAGAGGCAGCAGAGUCUGCCUCACACCCAGGCUCUACAGCAACAGCAGAGCCAGUCCUGUCCACCAGUCGCACCACAGCAGCAUCUUUCUCAUCUCCAGACACUAAAGCAUCAGACGGCUCCUCCGCAAGCUUUACUAACACAACAAGGAGUGACUCAGGAUCUGCGCCACAUGUCUGAUGGAGCUCAGCUUCCAGGCCUGCAGCACACCCAGGGGCUAGUUGGCUCACAGCCCCUCCCCCAGGCUGCAGGUACAGGACCUCCUACCAUGCCUAAUAGCCUCCAGCAGCCGCCACAGGGGGCAUACGGGCCCCGGAAGCUCCCUGACGCAGACGCCCCACCAAAUGUAACUGUAUCUACCUCCACCAUCCCACUGUCCAUGGCAGCCAGUCUGCAUCAGAACCGGCCGAGUGACCUGAGCAGCAUUGUGCACCAAAUCAACCAGUUGUGCCAGGCACGGGCUGGUAUGGGCACCACCUCAGUCUGUGAGGGCCAAAUAGCAAACCCCAGCCCCAUCAGCCGCAACCUGCUGAUCAACGCCAGCUCAAGGGUGUCCUGUCACCACCCGGCUCUGGGCUCUGUGCCUAGCUGCCUCAUGGUGGGGCCCCCAGACAAAGCUACAGCUCAGACUCCCAAUGCUGCUCUCCAUUCACAGCCCAAUAUAGCUGCUACUAAUAGUAUACCUGCCUUUCACGCAGACCCAGAGAAGGUACAACUGCAGCAGCAGCAGCAACAACAACAACAACAACAACAACAACAACAACAACAGCAGCAGCUGCAGCACCAUUUACAUCAGCAGAAACAACAGCAGCAGUUACAGCAGCAACAGCAACAUUUACAACAACUACAGCAGCUGCAGCAGCAGCAGCGCUCUUGGGCCCAGCAUCAACUGGCCCACAUGCAGCAGCCUCCUGAGGGGGCCCAUCCCUGUAAGAACCCAAGGAUGGAGCCUUCUACUGAGUGUGCUUUCCCCUCUCGGAACCUCAGCUAUCCCCACAAGCUACCCAACACUGCACAGUCCUUCCCUCUUAAACACCCUGCAGAAAAACCACGGCCUUCAUCCCCUGUUAACUGCCCAGUAGGUUCUAUGCCUUACAUUAAUGGCCACUACAUGCAGCCACCGUGGGGCAGUAUCCCAGCCACAGCAGGUAACAAUGGAUCUGGCUCUCAGGACCUCCCAGUGGUUUUCCAGGGAGGGCAGGCUCCUGCCUCCACAGACCGCAUCCCAGGGGCAAAGUACAGGCCAGGGAAAGAGGCUCCUCCUGGCCAGUCCAAGUUGAUGCAGAAUGUGGAUUUCUUAGGAGGGGGCUUCCAGAUGCCCAGCUUUCAGGAGCAGAAUAUGGGUGUGAUGGAGAAGAUGCACAGGUCAGCCAUGGGCCAAGUUCAGGAGCCCAAUAAUGUUGGAGGUGCUCACACCCAUCACCCAGGCUACCGAUAAAGCGUGCGUUUAUUCCCCCUUGGUGUGUUUUGAGUUCUUCUCAACAGCUACUUUCAGCUUCUGUGGUUUAUUCUUUAAGAUCUUGCAAGUGAUCAAUUACAUUUAUUGCUUCAGAGCUUGAUUUGUAGACCCACCAGGUUGUGAUGUUUCAAAGUAUUCCUCAGGUCUUAAGCCAUGUCGUACCUUUGUUGCAGAUGAAGGUUUUUUGAGAUUGUUGUCCACUGUUGAGUAGAAUUCCUCUUUUCAUCACUGGCAUGGAUGUGCUGCUCUUUGUUCAUGUAUAUAUGGUGUUCUAGAAUAUUAAUUUGCAGCUGAGAAUAUGCUUGCCAUAAGAUUGUCACAGUGCUUUUCUUAGGUUGACAUGGAACAACUCAACUUUUUUCAGCAUUUGUGGCCUUACAACUGCCCAAAGGCAAGAUUUAGGAUGUCCUCGUGUUAUGUUUUUAUUUGCAAUUAUUUAUCCUUUUAACAGGUUUGUGAUCCAUUUAAAUAAGGUUACAUGUAUAUGCAAUUAAUAAGACUGUUGAUAAAGUUUUGUCCCAGGAGCUCCCUCCCAUAGUUGAACACUUGUUAUUGCGCCUAAAGUGAGAGCCACAACUCCUCUGUCAGGAAAACAACACAGCUUCUAAACUGCACCGUGAGUGGUCCAGGUAGUUUGUGCCUGGGUGAUCACAGUGUGUAAAAAUGGCUAACUAUCACUGUUAAGCUGAAUUUUAGUUAAAGGUCCAGUGUGUACGAUUUUGGGGGGUACAUUGGCAGAAACUGAAUAUAAUAAGUACGUUUUCUUUACUGUUAAAUAACCUGAAAAAAGAAUUAGAAUGUUUACGUUACCUUCGAAUGAGCCGUUUAUAUCUACAUAAGGAGCAGGUCCUUGUCCACAACGUCUGCCAUGUUGCACCGCUAUGUUUCUGUAGUACCCCAAAACAGACAAACCUAACACUGGCUCUAGAUGGGCAGCAUUUGCGUAUUUUUGUCGGCCACUGUAAUUCACAGUCCCUCCGUGACAAGCAGCAUUAAAAAAAAUAGUUAUUAGAUUUGUUAGAUUUUUUUUUUUUUUUGGAGAGUGAGAGACCUCUGCAGGUAAUUUGGCUCCGUUAAAAACCUCCUGAACCUCCUGAAAAAGGUGAGCAUAAAUAAGCAGGUGCUGGGCUAGCAUCCCAUCUCUGAAACGCUGAACUGUGUCACAGAUUUGUAACAUAAAACUGCUGUAUUCAGUGUUUUUACUGAUUUAAAUCACCUGGUCCGUUUGUUUUGGAGAGGAGUAGACCUUUGCCAAUAAUUCGGCUCACAGUAAAAAUCUCUUGAGCUGUAAACACUGAUGGUAUCCUUAUCAGGAGUUCGCGCUUGGCACAUGGGAGAAGUUCAGCUGGUUUUAACCUGCAGUCCUCACCUCUAGAUACCACUAAAUUCUACACACUGCUCCUUUAAAAAAAACAACAACAACAUAAAGCCAGCAUUCACAAAAACGGCAAUGCUUUCCACGUAGUUUCUCAAGUUGCAAGUGUUUCUCUUGUGUUUGAAAAGUUUAAAGUGCCCUCUUGUGUGUAAUAUUUCAACAGUUGCUUUAGAAGUUGUUUAUUUUAUUACAGUUUUAGUCAUAUUUCUGUAGAUGGUCCUACUUGAACUGUAGAAAUUACUUUUAAAUGUUAUGCCUAACAUUUGGCAAAAGGAGCAGAAACUCCAUUAGCCCUUGUUUGUCUUUAGUUAAUGUGAAACAGAAUGGCAUCCCAUAAAUAUUAAAAUGGUGUAUGUAUGUCCUUAUGUGAAAAGCGAAUUGAUCACUUGCAAGCAUGCAAGUACUUCACAUAUAAUGCAAGCUGGGAAAAUACUUUGUUUCCCUCCCGACACGUUUCCUCACCACUUUACUACUGUAAUACAAGUGAACUGAUGUGGUGUGGACAUUAUUUGUGUGGCUUGUGGUGGGCCGUUCAUCUACUAAUCACUGGCCUCACCCUGUGUCGUAUUUCUGCUACCUAUAAAGAGACAAAAACAGUUAAUGCAGGUUAUGUUUUGCUAGAUGUGUCUAGCAUGAAGCUCUGGACCCAAUUCCUCCUCCAGUCCUUUUACAGGCUGAUGUUGUCUGGGCACAUGUUGCUCUGCUAGCCUCAAGCCUUCUGGGAAAAAGCCUUAAAUGUCACAGUAGUUAUCCUAUAUUUAAUACUUACCUUAACGGACUUCCUUUGCCAGGAUCCCAACUUCAGGAUGGCUUCAUUGUGAGAAAGUUUUCUUUUCCCCGGUUCAUUUGGAAUCUGUACUGUCAGAUCAUUGGGCAGUGUUAAUAUGUAUAGGCAGUGAGAAUGGGUGCCUUAAAUUGAAAUAUUAAGGUAAUAAUUGCAACUCAUACUUGUUGUUAAAUCACCCAUCCUACUGUCUCAAAUGUUGCCUAUUAAGGAUUUAAGAUGAUUUUAAAAUAUGAAUAGUAUUUAGCAGAAGUAGUAGGUAUGUAGAACAGGGCUGUAGCAGUUAUUUUAAAGUAUUUGGACUGUGUUUUAGUUGUUAUUCUUAAUAAAUAUCCUGAUAAAGUUUCUUAAUUUAUUUUUUUGGACCACUGCAUCCUGAAGCCAUAGGUGUUUUCACAUUAGGUGCCAUAGGUAACACACACAUCGACGCAGACAGCGUAAACUGUAUUGUCUGCACUCGGAGGCGAAAAAGAGGUUUGCAUCCAUACUUUAACCUGAUGCAUUUUUCAUUCUCUGAUUCGCUCUCAGAACACAGUACAGGUCAAAAGGGAGACAGAUGAUCAGAGAAAGACAGCUGAGAUGCAAGCCGUAGCUCUUCUGGAUUGUGGUCUUCAUACUUGAUGGCAGUUUUUUUUUUUUUUUGUUUUUUGUUUUGUUUCCUGGCUCUCAUUUUUGAUGUGCCUGCCCCUUAAAGCUGCUAUUGACUUUAAUCUUAACACACACUAGUAUGAUUUGUGUGUGCGUGUGUAUGAAUAGUAAUGAUGUAUGGGCUGUAUCAGUGAAAAUAAGUUCCUAUUUAUGGGAUGGGUGCAGGGCGAAAACUGCCACCACUCAGAUGCUGGUAAAUUUAGCAAUGUCUAUGGAAGCAAAUGCGGGACAUAAGUAUUUAAAAUUUAACAGCCAAUGAAUAUUAAUAUUACAAUAAACACCACUGAAUUAUUAGUAUUGAAAUAUUUAACUGUGAAACCACCAUGUAUUUUAAUGUUACCUCUUUGAAAGUGAAAUAGGAAAUUUUCUUGUUUUGAAAUUUGAAAACCUGAAUAUGAAUAAAUAUGUUUUUUCAAUUUUCACAAAUUCAGACCCAAAAACUCAAGUUUCAGAAUUAAAAAAACCAAAUCAAUCGGUCAAAUUCAGUUGCAAAAUUGUAAACUUAAUUUUUGAUACUGAAUUUGUGAACAUUAAAAAAAAAUUUAAUCAUCUUUUGAAAUUGCAAAUCAGAGGUGAAUUCAGAACAAAUAAAUUCAAUUACAUGGUUAACAAAGUAAAAUAUGUUGAUGCUAUGAAACAGCAGAUUCGGUCAAAUUUAAAUUUCACUUAGAUAUUAAGUGGCUGUUAAAAUUUCAGUACUGAUUGUCUCUUAUUUGCUUCCAUAAUGUCCAGUCUUUACUCCAAAUAUAUAAUAAUUGACCAGUUUUCAGGGUGGCGGAGUGGUUUUCAUGAGUUGGACCCACUGCGGCCUAAAGAUGGACACCCUCCAGGCCUGUGUGGGUUUCUUAUCUUUAAAUCAACAUCAACAAUUUGUCAGACCUGCCCUGUUUAUUUUGAACUGCCUCGUCGCAGCCCGACACAGUCAGGUUCUACAGUUUCAUAUGAAGUGCCUCCACUGGGCUUAGUAUGGAGAAAUGUGUGAAUGGGUGCUUGUGUGUGUGUAUGUUAAGCUUGGGUACUUGCACACAGGUGUGCGCGCUGACAAACGUGCACAAAGUUAAUCUCUGAUGGGGGACCAAGCUACUUAGUGUAACUACUGAUACUGUGUCAUGGACUGAAGUCCUGAAGUGUGCCACGAUUCCUAGACACUGUCGGGAUGUGUGAACUGUUUGCUGCUGACUCACUGACCAAAGUGACCAAGCGUCCCUCUCUGUAACCACCCCGGCCAAAAGCCUUGGCAAGCUUGUAUUGGGAACUUGUUAUGUUCUAACAGUUCUAAGCAACAACCUGGUGACAUAAAGGAGAGCUGCUGCCCUCAUUUGGACAGUUACGGAAAAUCUUGUGAAGUAAAAGUGUAAAGAUGUGAACGGAGCUUAAAAAAUCUAGAGUGAGCUGUCCGUGUCUGUUUUCCACCAAGCAAGAUUCAGAUGUUCUAGCCAGAACUUUAUAUGUUCUGUGGUUUCAUUUUACAGUAUAUCAUCCUGCAGAAAUGUUGCCACACACAGUACAUGUCAAUAUGCACUGUGGGAAUCUAAUCUACUUAAGCACAUUGUAGCUCAUCAUGAUAGUUGACUUAGAUGUCAGUAUUUAUUGCGGCACAGGUGUGUAACAGCUCUCUAGAUUUAUUUUUACUCCGGUUUAAGAUGACUGUCUUUGAUGAUCAAAGAUGUUUCGUGUUGUGAACGGUGGUGGAGGGGGGCUUACUUUCUCUACUUUGUGAAAAUGUGAUAUUCCAGUUUUGCCUAACCUUCAGGAAUAAAAUGUCUUGCACAAACAUUCCCCCUAACCAAAAUAAAG